Molecule: messenger RNA, 623 nt
Organism: Austrofundulus limnaeus
Lineage: Eukaryota; Metazoa; Chordata; Actinopteri; Cyprinodontiformes; Rivulidae
Product: modulator of apoptosis 1
Source: RefSeq, a predicted model, not a curated record
GAAAAGUCAGACACAUUUUCCAUCUUUGAAUUAGCUGUUGUAUAUGCAGAACAUGUUGCACAGAGCAAAACUCAUUCUUAUUUAUUUGAGUUACAGAAACUUGCAAAGCUGUCUGGCAUGGAUUUUGCAGAGGUGUUAAAAUCUAYGAUGACUCAGAUUGGACAAUCAGUUGCUGAACUUCACUCAGCUGACAAGAUGGAGGAUCCUGAUGAAAAGUCUGAGGCUAUGGCAGCAUCUGCAGACCCAACCAUGAACAAAGAACCAACGUUGUCAACGGCCACUGAUCCUACAGUUCCCAGACUGAGAGGUGAGCAGCAACCUACCUCAYGACCGAGACCUUCUCUUCAUGAUGAUGACAUCCAACCACCUGAAGUCCAGCGCUACGUAGUGGAACACAUUAUGAAAACUGAGGAAAGUGCUUACCAUCUACAAAGGCUCCGAGUGUUUUCUGGACGGCUGCCUAGACCAGCACAUGAAGCAGACUACGAGACCUGGCAUUCAGGAGUAGAUCUGCUAUUAAAAGACCCAUCAGUUUCUGAGCUUCAGCGGUCAAGGAGGAUCGUGGAGCGUUUACUUCCCCCAGCCGCUGAUAUGCUGAAGCAUUUAAGUUCAGAUACUCCACC